This is a messenger RNA of Salmo salar (Atlantic salmon), 3658 nucleotides long. RefSeq lists its product as uncharacterized. Gene Ontology annotation, molecular function: GTPase activator activity; small GTPase binding. The record is from RefSeq and is a predicted model, not a curated record. Gene Ontology annotation, biological process: regulation of GTPase activity. NCBI's taxonomy places the organism in Eukaryota, Metazoa, Chordata, Actinopteri, Salmoniformes, Salmonidae.
CUGCGCGUGCUCCAUUCUGUCACUGCUGGCAUCCAGACAGCUGCAAGCUCGUGGCAAUGCAUCUUUCGAAAGAGAGGGAGGGAGAACAGCAGCAGUCGUUCGGGCACUCAGCAAACUAUCGCAGUUGUCUGGGUGACAGCUAUCUCGGCUCAACAGUUUAUGAGCGAGUAAAGAAUGAGAAGAGAGGAUUCUCUUACUGACUGGACAGCGCAGGAGACUCGCCCUAAAAAGACUUUGACAUGAAGAAGGACAUUGAGACGCUGAUAGCAGAGGAACGGGCUGACAUCAUCUCCAAGUAUGACAAGGGCAGGCAGGAGGGUGUCCAGAUCGACCCUUGGGAGGAUACUGACUACAGCAUCUAUAAGGUCACAGACCGCCACGGCUUCCUGCACGAAGAGGAGCUGCCGACUCCGAGCGCAAUUGAAGAGAAGCAAAAGCAUCAGGAGAUUGAGCGGGUGGAGAAAUGGCUGAAGAUGGUCAAGAAGUGGGACAAGUACAGGAACAGUGACAAGAUGGUGAAGCGUGUGUACAAGGGAAUCCCCCUCCAGUUGAGAGGCCAGGCCUGGGCUCUGCUACUGGACAUAGAGAAGGUGAAGCAGGAGAACUCUGGAAAGUAUGAGACUAUGAAGGAGCAGGCCAGGAGUUUCUCUACAGAGAUCAAACAGAUUGAUCUGGAUGUCAACAGAACCUUCCGGAACAACAUCAUGUUCAUGGAACGCUUUGGAGUCAAGCAGCAAGCCCUGUUCCAUGUGCUAGCGGCCUACUCCGUAUACAAUACGGAGGUGAGCUACUGCCAGGGGAUGAGUCAGAUCGCUGCCAUCCUGCUCAUGUACCUGAACGAGGAGGACGCCUUCUGGGCCCUGUCCCAGCUCCUCACAAACAACAACCACGCCAUGCAUGGAUUCUUCAUCCCUGGGUUCCCCAAGCUGCAGCGCUACCAGGCCCACCACGAGCAGAUCCUGUCCAAGCUCCUCCCUAAGCUAAAGAAACACCUGGACAGAGAGCAGAUGUCCAACGGAAUAUACACCACUAAAUGGUUCCUGCAGUGCUUCAUAGAUAGGACCCCGUUCACCCUGACCCUGCGCUUGUGGGACAUCUACAUCCUAGAGGGAGAGAGGAUACUCACAGCCAUGGCCUACACCACCCUCAAAAUACACAAGAAGCGCUUGCUGAAGCUUCCUCUGGAGGACCUGAGGGAGUUCCUCCAGGAGCACCUGUCCAGCUCAUUCUUCCUACCCGACGACGUGGUGGUGGAGCAGCUGCAGGCGGCCAUGACCGAGCUCCGCAAGAUGAAGCUGGACCUCCCUCCAUCAGCCAAGUCAGAGGAGCUGCCUAAGAAGCCCCUCGGUGAGGAGCGGCCUGUUCUCCUGAUGCCCUUCCAGCGUGAUCUAGCCCUCCCUCUGGACCAGCCCAAGACCAGUCUCCAGGCCCCGCUCCAGCUCCAGCCCCAGCCCCACAUAGAGGCCCACAGGCCGGACACCAUCAACCUUGACCACUCCUCCUGUCCCGGGGACACCCAGGACACCUGCAGCAUCCCUGGGGCCCACGACCCUCCGUGCCCCAUGCCCUCUCAGGACCCAGUGGUAGUCCACAAUCAGGCUCUGAUGCCAGAAGGGCCUAAAAUAUGUCCAGUCACCCCACCCAAGCCUCCGCCGAAGCCACAUAAGGUUGCGUCCACUCCAGGGGUGCGGGGUGUCAGGGAUAGGGUGGAGGAGUGUCCGAGUGACCAUGUCUCAGAGGUGGAGAAAGGAGGAGAAAGAAGUCUGUCUGAGGGUAGGGGUAGUAGAGCGGGGAUGGAGGCCCGAUCUGCAGGUCCAGAGACCCAGGGAGAGCCCGGUUACUGGCCUCCGCCCUACGAGCCCCCUGUUGGGGAUGUUUCCAUCACGCAGUCUGGAUCAGGGUCCAAGACACUGGAGUUCCCAGAUCUACCCCCUCCACCUUUUUACUCUAUGGAAGAGAGCACCCACACACCCCUGGACCCCGAACCUCCAUUCUUGCGAGACGGGACCAAGGUAGGGCUGAAGUCGGACUCUGUGCCCCCCUGCUCGGCUCUUUCACUAGGGGUAGAACCCCUACCGAAGCCUAAGAGUCCGCGUCCACCUCCACCCACGUCCCUGGACCUCAUCCUGGAGGAAUCCCCGUCCUCGCGGCCUUCUUUUUCCCUCGCCUUUGCCAAGCCGUCCCCCCAAAUCACCUUCAAGCCCACUAAGUUCCCCGUGUCGCUCUGUGUGCCCCAGAUGGCAGGGGACCGCCGGCCCUCAAACACCUCCCAGUACGACAAUCUCUCAGAGGCUGACGACGAGGACUGCUUCAUGGACCGGCUGCUGGAGGCAGCCACUGCCCUGCCGCAGAGUCCCUUGCCAGGCACCAGCCCUCAGGAAACACUGGGGAUGUUCGGCCUACCACCACCGCCGCGCAUACCCGAGCUAGAUGAUGACCCCUCAUCCUCCUCUCUUUUCCAUCCCCUACCGCCGCCGCCUCCGGUGUUCCUCCUUUCCCUGCUCGACACCUCCUUUCCCACCCCUCUCUCUGCCUCUCCCUCCCCCUCUCCUCUUCCUCCCACCUUCUCAGCCCUUCCCUCUCUUCCGCAGGAGCCGGACUAUGAAGGACAGGAGGAGAGCUGGGUGGUAGACUCCAUCGUCAUCCCUCCUCCGCCGCCCUGCUUCGCCGAUAGACUUGCUCCUUUCCAGUGUAGCCCUCCUCCUAACCACCACACUGGGCUCAGCAGCCUAACGGACACACACAGAGCCACCACUGCCAACCAGAGCCAAAGCUCAAACCAGAACCAGGGCUCCUCCCAGUUCCAAAAACUGCCCAAGACCUACAGGCCCCUCCCUGCCCUGCCUGCCUUCACGGCCCAGAUGCUGCUUCCUGGGCCCUCAUCUGGACAGUCGGCAGGAGAGGUCCCCUCAGUGCAAUCCAACCCAGACUUUUAUAGAAUGCAUGCUGGAAGCCACCAGCUGCCCAAAUCGGUAACCUUUUAGGGUUUCUAUAGUUUGAAAGAGUUUGAAACAUAAAGAAUUUCAGACACGUGGCUGGGUGGGAACGAGACAAUGGACUGAAGAGACUGCUGCAAUUACCUACUGUGCUCAUCUAGCAUACAAAGCCAUUUUGUAGGAGGGAGAGGGAAAAGCCCUUAGUGUGGUCAGUUGCUGUUUUUGGAGAGAGCAAAUCACUUUUUUCACAGUUAUGUAUAGAUAUUUUGUGAUGUUUGCACCUUCUUAUUAAGGGCAACAAAUAGUUUUCUAAAUGUUAACCUAAAUUUGAAAACGUAGCCUUGCCUCACAUUUUGGAGGUAGUUUUAAGGUGUUUGUGCAUGUGUCUGGCAAUAUGACCAGUUGGUCUUUACAUCAUGUAGGAAUCUGUUUGUCUUUCGGUUCCUUUUUCCUGUAACAGUAAAGUGUCUUAAGAAUUGAGUAGUUUAACAUCCAAUGAAAACAGGAAUUUCUGUUCAAGAACUUAACUCAAAGGGCUUUCCAAGUUGGCAUACAAUCAUUGUGAAGCACCAAAGGCAUAUAUCCCAUACCAGUAUUAAUUUAUGUGAGCAGGCUCACAGAACUCAAUACAAUAUAGUUAGACCAUAUGGUUAUUGAACUUAUUUGAAUAUACACUGCUUAAAAACAUGAAUUUGUAAACUAUUUAAAUAACAUUUAUAAGG